Molecule: messenger RNA, 1026 nt
Organism: Drosophila rhopaloa
Lineage: Eukaryota; Metazoa; Arthropoda; Insecta; Diptera; Drosophilidae
Exons: 4
Coding region: 32-943 (303 amino acids)
Source: RefSeq, a predicted model, not a curated record
AUAGCCGGCAAUUUGGAGUUUGUUGACAAAAAUGUUGGAAGCUGUUUUAACGGAUUUACCAGAUAUUAAAGCUCCCGAAUUGAGUUUUGAAACGUUGAAGCUAGUUCUGAAGCGCUUGCGUCCACUGCAACGAUACAGUUUCUGUGUGGAGGCUUGCGAGGAAGGCGAUGAGACGAAGCUGAGGUCAGGAUUCCUGAAGAUGCUGAAGGGCAAUCUGAGUUUGGAAGAGGUAGUGGCCCUUUACUCGGCAUCCGUGGUUCUGUUCCUCCAGUCGGGGAACGAAAGGCCAUGCAACCAGCGAUUGGAGCUGCUAAACGCGACCUUCGGUUAUUCAGACACCCUGAAGCCCACGAUGAUCCACUAUGCCACCGGGGAAAUGCUCAGUAGCUUAAGGCUGGCCUGCAGCGACGAGGAACACUGUUUUGUUUACAUACUGGAGGCGAUCCCACACAUCUUGGUGGCUAGCGACACCGGCAAAAUGAUCUCGCUUGGACUGCUUCGCGCGUUAAUAGCCACUUUAUCUGGCUGCCAAAUAAUCCUGCACAUCUAUCGCAGCGUGUGGGAGACCUGGGAAAUGCUAAAUCAAAUCAGCCAGAACACUAUCCUGCUGGACUGGUCGCUGCGCAGGACCUACGUCUUUCUGAAAGCCUUCGCCCUGCUCACCGCCACGGCCGCCUUCAACUCUUGUAAUGCGGAGCUCAAGCAGGCUGGAUACAGGGGCUUCGAACUUCCAGACAAAGCAUCAGAAAUUGCCGAGUGGUUCAAGACUCUGCGAAAUCGCCUCGAGGAAAAGCACAAGGACCUGAACUGUAAGGAGGGAAUCAUGCUAGUGCGCUUUAUGGACCACAACAUUUUGGCCUAUUUGACAGAAACGGGUAACGAAUCCACCUCCGAAGUGGGAAACGAGGCAGUUUCAGAGGCGGGCAAUGAUACCACAGCAUAAAUUUUAAGAAAUAUUAUUUUUUAAAGUGUUAUAUAGAUAUUCGAAUGUUUCAGUUAGCACAUAAAGCCUAAACCAGAAGUUUA